Messenger RNA from Pyrgilauda ruficollis (rufous-necked snowfinch), 1146 nucleotides. RefSeq names its product forkhead box Q1 (gene FOXQ1). Gene Ontology annotation, molecular function: DNA-binding transcription factor activity, RNA polymerase II-specific; RNA polymerase II cis-regulatory region sequence-specific DNA binding. Bases 1 to 972 code for a protein of 323 amino acids. The record is from RefSeq and is a predicted model, not a curated record. The transcript has a single exon. NCBI's taxonomy places the organism in Eukaryota, Metazoa, Chordata, Aves, Passeriformes, Passeridae. Gene Ontology annotation, biological process: regulation of transcription by RNA polymerase II; anatomical structure morphogenesis; cell differentiation.
AUGAAGCUGGAGGUGUUCUCGCAGCACUAUGAGGACAAACUGAGCACCGGCAGCGACCAGGAAGGCAGCGGCUCGCUCUCCCCGGCUCCGGCGGAGAGCGAACUGGGCUCGGACGGUGACUGCGCGGCCAACAGCCCGGGCGGCGGGGCCGGGCGGCCGGGGCAUCCCCCUCCGCCGCCCCCCACGCCGCAGCCCCCGCCACCGCCGCCUGCCGAGAGCGCCAAGGGGAAACCCUACACGCGGCGCCCGAAACCGCCCUACUCCUACAUCGCGCUGAUCGCCAUGGCCAUCCGCGACUCGGCCGGCGGCCGCCUGACCCUGGCCGAGAUCAAUGACUACCUGAUGAGCCGCUUCCCCUUCUUCCGCGGCGCCUACACCGGCUGGCGCAACUCGGUGCGCCACAACCUCUCCCUCAACGACUGCUUCGUCAAGGUGCUGCGCGACCCGGCGCGGCCCUGGGGCAAGGACAACUACUGGAUGCUGAACCCCAGCAGCGAGUACACCUUCGCCGACGGCGUCUUCCGCCGCCGCCGCAAGCGCCUCAGCCGCGCCGCCCCGCCGCCGCCGCCGACGCCGCACGCCCGCCUCCUGUGGCCGGCGCCGCCCGCGCCCCCGCACCUGCUGCCCGGCCCCUACCCGCUGCUGCCCUACCCACCUGCCGCGCAGCCCCCGCCCGCCGCCGCCCUCUACGGCGGGGGCCUCCUGCAGCUCUGCGCCUACGGGCUGGCGGAGCCAUCGCCGCCGCCGCCGCUGCUGCUGGGGGGGCGGCCCGCGCUGGCCCCGGGGGAGGCGUCGCCGCUGGCGGAGCGGCCGCGGGCGCCGCUGUUCCACGCCGGCUUCCCCAAGGGCGGGCGGGGGCCGCCGUCCGGCUCCCCGGUCUACGGGCCCCUCCGGCUGGCCGGGCCGCUGCCGCCGGCAGCGGGGGGCUCGACCUCGUUCCAGCCGUACGCCGUGGAGACCCCGCUGGCUUAAUGGAGCCCCCCUCCUCCCCUGCGAGGGACCUGCCCGGGGAGGCGUGGAGGGGGAAAGGAGGAGGCUCUGGAUCCCGCACUUUAACUCCAGAGGCGACCACAGCCUCCAAGCAAAAGCCUCGGUGACUGUGCCUUAGUGAAAUGACAGUGGGUUUAACUUAAGCCAAAAAAAAAA